Messenger RNA from Hyla sarda, 2557 nucleotides. RefSeq names its product gastrula zinc finger protein XlCGF26.1-like. The record is from RefSeq and is a predicted model, not a curated record. Lineage: Eukaryota; Metazoa; Chordata; Amphibia; Anura; Hylidae. Gene Ontology annotation, biological process: regulation of cytokine production; regulation of immune system process; negative regulation of transcription by RNA polymerase II. Bases 98 to 2095 code for a protein of 665 amino acids. The transcript is spliced from 6 exons.
UCAUGUGAUCAGUCACAUGGAGGAGGAGGAGUCACAUGAUCAGGGGCUGCUGCUCUAGGCUCAUCUGCUCAGUGUAUGCAGGACUCUGCUGUGCACCAUGGAGAAAGACCAAAGCGAGAUGGCGGAGAGGAUAAUAGACCUCACCCUACAGAUACUCUUCCGGCUUACUGGAGAGGAUUACACAGUAGAGAAGAAGUCCUCUAGUGGGCGCUGUCGGGCCACUGUGUGUGAAGGAUGGGGGAGAACCCUGAGCCCAAUCCCGGGGCCCCCACCUCACUCCCUGAUACUCGAGGAAAUGGAUGAACACAAGAUCCUAGAACUGAUCAACAAGAUGAUGGAGCUGCUGACUGGAGAGGUUCCUAUAAGGUGUCAGGACGUGGCGGUCUAUUUCUCCAUGGAGGAGUGGGAGUAUGUAGAAGGACACAAGGAUCAGUACAAGGAUCAGGUGAUGAUGGAGGAUCAGCAGCCCCUCACAUCAGCAGUCAGAUCCAGUAAGAGAACAGCAGCAGAGAGGUGUCCCCGUCCUCUUCUUCCACAGGAUCAGGAUCAGGGAGAAGAUCUGAACAAUAUUAAUGCUCCAGAGACAGAUGUGAGCGGUGAUGAGCAGUAUAAGGAGGCCAUUCCUACAGGUAACCGCCCAGAUGACUGUACCAGGAGAUCAGAGGAGAAUCUUAUAUCUUCAGAUUAUAAAGCAGAUGAUGAUAUCACACAAGAUACAUAUGAAGAACAUUCCAUUAUCCCGGAUACACCCUCAGCCCUUCACAGCCAAGAUCUGUCAUCUCAUCCUGUUAUACAAGUCGAAUAUAUUGAUUCAUCUCAUGUUGCUAAGCAAAAUAAGGAGAAGCCAUAUUCAUGUUCACAAUGUGGGAAAUGUUUUAGUUGGAAAUCACAUUUUCUUCUACAUCAAAAAAUUCACACAGAAGUGAAGCCAUUUUUAUGCCAAGAAUGGGGUAAAUGUUUUACUCAUAAAUCACAUUUUGCUAAACACCAAAGAACUCACCCAGGGGAGAAGUCAUAUUCAUGCCCACAGUGUGGGAAAUGUUUUACUGUGAAAAAACAUCUUGUUAAACAUCUCAAAACUCAUACAGGGAAGAAGCCAUAUUCAUGUUCACAAUGUGGGAAAUGUUUUGCUUGGAAAUCCACUUUUGUUAAACAUCAAAGAACUCACACAGGGGAGCAGCCAUUUUUAUGCCCAGAAUGUGGGAAACGUUUUACUCAGAAAUCAAGUCUUGUUCAACAUCAGAGAAUUCACACAGGGGAAAAACCAUUUUCAUGUCAAGAAUGUAGGAAAUGUUUUUCUAAGAAAUCCACUCUCGUUGAACAUCAGAGAAUUCACACAGGGGAGAAACCAUUUUCAUGUUCAGAAUGUGGGAAAUGUUUUAGUUGGAAAUCACAUCUUGUUCUACAUCAAAAAAUUCACACAGAAGUGAAGCCAUUUUCAUGCCAAGAAUGUGGGAAAUGUUUUACUCAUAAAUCACAUUUUGCUAAACACCAAAAAACUCACCUAGGGGAGAAGUCAUAUUCAUGCCCACAGUGUGGGAAAUGUUUUACUGUGAAAAAACAUCUUGUUAAACAUCUGAAAACUCAUACAGGGAAGAAGCCAUAUUCAUGUUCACAAUGUGGGAAAUGUUUUGCUUGGAAAUCCACUUUUGUUAAACAUCAAAGAACUCACACAGGAGAGCAGCCAUUUUCAUGCCCAGAAUGUGGAAAACGUUUUACUCAGAAAUCAAGUCUUGUUCACCAUCAGAGAAUUCACACAGGGGAAAAACCAUUUUCGUGUCAAGAAUGUAGGAAAUGUUUUUCUAAGAAAUCCACUCUUGUUGAACAUCAGAGAAUUCACACAGGGGAGAAACCAUUUUCAUGUUCAGAGUGUGGGAAAUGUUUUACUCAUAAAUCACAUCUUCUUAAGCAUCAUAGAACUCACACAGGAGAGAGGCCAUUUUUAUGUUCAGAAUGUGGGAAAUGUUAUACUCAGAAAUCAUGUCUUCUUAAACACCAAGAAAUUCACGCACGGGAAAAGCCAUUGUCGUGUACAGAAUGUGAAAAAUGUUUCGCUCAAGAAUCACAUCUUGUUGAGCAUCAAAAAAUUCACUAAGAAGAGAAAAUAUUUCCAUGACUUUAAAUGUGGGAAAGAUUUUACCCAGCAAUCAAGACUUAUUAACUAUAUAUUAAAAAAAAACACACAUGAGAAAAGCCAUUCUCAUGUUCAGAAUGUCGGAAAUUUUUACUCAGAAACCGCAAAAAAAAAAAAAAAAGCAAAAACUCACACAGACAAAAAUGUUAUGUCUCGAAUGUGGAAAAUGUUUUACUCAGACAUUACAUCUUGUUGAGCAUCAAAAACAUCACUAAGAAGAGAAACUAUUUUCAUGCCCAGAAUGUGGGAAAUGUUUUCCUUAAAAAUCAAUAAACAUAAAAAAAAAUUCACACAGGAGAGAAACCAAUGGUUGGAGGGUAAGGUAGGAGUAUGGUCAUAUAGAUAGAAUGGAGUGCACAGGUACCAGCAGCAGUAGAUCAGUGAAGUGAAGAGUUGGAUUAAAGGGGUACUCCGGUGAAAAAC